Messenger RNA from Cynocephalus volans (Philippine flying lemur), 8876 nucleotides. RefSeq names its product coagulation factor VIII (gene F8). Gene Ontology annotation, molecular function: oxidoreductase activity; copper ion binding; signaling receptor activity. The coding region runs from base 1 to 7062 and encodes 2353 amino acids. The record is from RefSeq and is a predicted model, not a curated record. Lineage: Eukaryota; Metazoa; Chordata; Mammalia; Dermoptera; Cynocephalidae. The transcript has 26 exons. Gene Ontology annotation, cellular component: plasma membrane.
AUGCAAAUAGAGCUCUCUGCCUGCUUCUUUCUGUGCCUUUUGCGAUUCAGCUUUAGUGCCACCAGAAGACACUACCUGGGUGCAGUGGAACUGUCUUGGGACUAUUUGCACAGUGACCUGCUCAGUGAGCUGCAUGUGGACACAAGAUUUCCUCCUAGAAUGACAACAUCUUUUGCAUUCAAUACCUCAGUCAUGUACAAAAAAACUGUGUUUGUAGAGUUCAUGGAUCACCUUUUCGACAUUGCCAAGCCCAGGCCACCCUGGAUGGGUCUGCUGGGUCCUACCAUCCGGGCUGAGGUUUAUGAUACGGUGGUCAUUACACUUAAGAACAUGGCUUCUCAUCCUGUCAGUCUUCAUGCUGUUGGCAUAUCCUACUGGAAAGCUUCUGAGGGAGCUGAGUAUGCCGAUCAGACCAGCCAAAAGGAGAAAGAAGAUGAUAAAGUCUUUCCUGGGGAGAGCCAUACCUAUGUCUGGCAGGUCCUGAAAGAGAAUGGUCCGAUGGCCUCUGACCCACCAUGUCUCACCUACUCAUAUCUUUCUCAUGUGGACCUGGUGAAAGACCUGAAUUCAGGCCUCAUUGGAGCCCUGCUGAUAUGUAGAGAAGGGAGUCUAGCCAAAGAAAGGACACAGACAUUACAUGAAUUUGUACUACUUUUUGCUGUAUUUGAUGAAGGAAGAAGUUGGCACUCAGAAACAAAGGACUCCUUGACACAGGCUAUGGAUUCUGCAUCUGCUCUGGCCUGGCCUAAAAUGCACACAGUCAACGGCUAUGUAAACAGGUCUCUGCCAGGUCUGAUUGGAUGCCACAGGAAAUCGGUCUAUUGGCAUGUGAUUGGAAUGGGCACCACCCCCGAAGUGCACUCAAUAUUCCUUGAAGGUCACACAUUUCUUGUGAGGAACCAUCGGCAGGCCUCCUUGGAGAUCUCACCAAUAACUUUCCUUACUGCUCAGACCCUCCUGAUGGACCUUGGGCAGUUUCUACUGUUUUGUCAUAUCUCUUCCCACCAACAUGAUGGCAUGGAAGCUUAUGUCAAAGUAGACAACUGCCCAGAGGAAGCCCAACUACGGAUGAAGAACAAUGAGGACGAGGAAGAUUAUGAUGAUCUUGAUGAUUCUGACAUGGACGUGCUCAAGUUUGAUGAUGACAACUCUCCUUCCUUUAUCCAAAUUCGCUCGGUUGCCAAGAAGCAUCCUAAAACUUGGGUACAUUAUAUUGCUGCUGAAGAGCAGGACUGGGACUAUGCUCCCUCAGUCCUCACCCCCAGUGACAGCGGUGCUAGAAGUCGGGAUUUGAACAACGGGCCUCAGCAGAUUGGCAGAAAGUACAAAAAAGCCCGGUUUGUGGCGUACACCGACGAAAGCUUUAGGACUCGUGAAGCUGCGCAGUAUGAGUCGGGAAUCCUGGGACCUUUACUUUAUGGGGAAGUUGGAGACACGCUGUUGAUUAUGUUUAAGAAUCAAGCAAGCCGUCCAUACAACGUCUACCCUCAUGGAAUCACUGAUGUCAGUCCUUUGCAUUCAGGGAGAUUGCCAAAAGGUGUGAAACACUUGAAGGAUUUGCCAAUUCUACCAGGAGAAGUGUUCAAGUAUAAAUGGACAGUGACUGUAGAAGAUGGACCAACUAAAUCAGAUCCUCGCUGCCUGACCAGAUAUUACUCUAGUUUCAUUAAUCCGGAGAGGGAUCUCGCUUCAGGACUGAUUGGCCCUCUCCUCAUCUGCUACAAAGAAUCUGUAGAUCAAAGAGGAAACCAGAUGAUGUCAGACAAGAGAAAUGUCAUCCUGUUUUCUAUAUUUGAUGAGAAUCAGAGCUGGUACCUCACAGAGAAUAUGCAGCGCUUCCUCCCCAAUGCAACUGGAGUGCAGCCCCAGGAUCCAGAGUUCCAAGCCUCCAACGUCAUGCACAGCAUCAAUGGCUACAUUUUCAGUAGCUUGCAGUUGUCAGUUUGCUUGCAUGAGGUGGCAUACUGGUACAUUCUAAGUGUUGGAGCGCAGACCGACUUCCUCUCUGUCUUCUUCUCUGGAUAUACAUUCAGACACAAGAUGGUCUAUGAAGACACACUUACCCUAUUCCCAUUCUCAGGAGAAACUGUCUUCAUGUCAAUGGAAAACCCAGGUCUGUGGGUUCUGGGGUGCCACAACUCAGACUUUCGGAACAGAGGCAUGACAGCCUUGCUGAAGGUUUCUAGUUGUGAACGGAACACUGGUGAUUAUUAUGAGGACACAUAUGAAGAUAUUCCAACCUACUCGCUGAGUAAAAGCAAUGUCAUUGAACCCAGAAGCUUCUCCCAGAAUUCAAGGCACCCUAGCACUAGGCAAAAGCAACUCGAAACCAGCACAAUUCCAGAAAAUGACAUAGAGAAGAUUGGAGAGAGAAUACAGAUGCUUAAAGUACCAAGUGUCUCCUCUAAUGAUUUGUUGAUGCUCUUGGGACAGAGUCCUACUCCACAUGGGUUAUCUUUAUCUGAUCUCCAAGAAGCCAUGUAUGAGGCUAUUCCUGAUGAUCAUUCACCUGGAGCAAUAGACAUUAACAAGGGCCCAUCUGAAGUGGCACGCCUCAUGCCAGAGCUCCAACACAGUGGGGACUUAAUAUUUACUCCUGAGCCAGGCCUCCAAUUAAGAUUAAAUGAGAAUUUGGGGACAACUAUAGCAGCAGAGUUGAAGAAAAUUGAUUUAAAAGAUUUUAGUUCAUCAAAUAAUCUAAUGACUUCACCAACAAUUUCAUCAGACAACUUGGCAGCAGGUACUGAAAAGACAGGUUCCUUUGGACCCCCAAAUAUGCCAAUUUACUUUGGUAGUCAAUUAGGCACCACCGUAUUUAGCAAAAAGCUAUCUCCCAUUAUUGGGUCUGAUGUACCUCUGAACUUGAGUGAAAGAAAUAAUGAUUCCAAGUUGUUAGAAGCAGGCUUAAUAAAUAGUCAAGAAAAUUCACUGGGAAAAAAUGUAUCAUCAAUGGAGAGUAAUAGGUUAUUUAAAGAGAAAAGAGCUGAUUUACCUGCUUUGUUUACCAAAAAUAAUGCUUUAUUUAAAGUUAAUAUCUCUUUAUUUAAAAAACCCAAGGCAUCCACUAAUUCAACAAAUAUUAGAAAGACUCACAUUGAUGGUGCAACCUUAUUAACUGAGAAUAAUACAUCAGUCUGGCGAGAUACUAUAUUAGAAAGUGAUACUGAGCUUGAAGAAGUGACAUCUUUGAUUCAUGAUGAAAUGUUUCUGGACAAAAAUACUACAGAGUUGAGGCUAAAUCAUGUGUCAAAUAAAUCGGCUUCCUCAAAAAAUAUGAAAAUGGUCCACCAAAGAAAAGAGGACUCUGUACCAACAGAUGCAGAAAAUCCAGAUAUGUCAUUCUUCAAGAUACUGUUCCUGCCAGAAUCAAGAAAUUGGACAAAAAGGACCCAUGAAAAGAACGCCAUGAACUCUGGGCAAGGGCCUGGUCCAAAACAAUUAAUAUCCUUAGGGUCAGAAAAAUCUGUGAAAGAUCGGAAUUUGUUGUCAGAGAAGAAUAAAAUGAUGGUAGGAGAGGAUGAAUUUACAAAGGACACAGCACUCAAAGAGAUGAUUUUUUCAAGCAGUAGGAGCAUAUUUCUUACUAACUUGACAAAUGUACAAGAAAAUAAUACACACAAUCAAGGAAAAAAAUAUCAGGAAGAUAUAGAAAGGAAUAAAACAGUAAUCCAAGAGAAUGCAGUUUUGCCUCAGGUGUACACAGCGACUAACACUAAGAAUUUUCUAAAGAGCCUUUUCUUACCAAGCCCUAGGCAAACUGUAGGUUCAGAUAAGGGGGUUUAUAAGUCAAUACUUCAAAACACCAGUUCAUUAAACAAUCCAGCAAACAGGGCAGAGACUCACAUGACCCAUUUCUCAAAGAGAGAGGAGAAAGCAAACUUAGAAGGCUUGAGAAAUCAAACGAAGAAAAUGAUAGAGAAGUAUAUAAACAUCACAACGACGCCUCCUAAUUCAAGCCAGCAGAAUGUUAUCAUUCAACGUGGUAAGCGGACUUUGAAACAAUUCAGACUCCCACUAGAAGAAAUAGAUCUUGAUAAGGGGCUAGUUGUGGAUGAUACUUCAAUCCAGUGGUCCCAAAACAUGAAAUAUUUGACCCAGGGCACCCUCACACAGAUAGACUACAACAAGAAGGAGGAAAAGGCCAUUACUCAGCCUCCCUUAUCAGAUUGUCCGAUGAGGACUCAUGGCAUCACUCAGACAAAUAGGUCUACAUUACCAGUUGCAAAGCUAUCAGCAUUUCCACCCAUUAGACCUACAGAUCUGACCAGGGUCCCAUCCCAAGACAACUCUUCUCAUCUUCUAGCGUCAGACUGUAACUAUAGCUUUAGAGAGAGAAGUUCUGGGGUCCAAGAAAGCAGUCGUUCCUUACAAGGAUCCAAAAGAAAGAACCUUUCUUUAGCUGUCCUAACCUUGGAGAUGUUCAGAGAUCAAAGACAGGUCAGCUCCCUGUGGGUGAGUACCAGAAACACAGUGACAUACAAGAAAUUUGAGGACACUGUUCUCUUGAAACCAGGCUUGCCUGAAGAAUCUGGCCAAGUUGAAUUGCAUCCUAAAGUUCACAUUCAUCAGGAAGACCAUUUCCCUACAGAAAGUAGCAAUGGGUCUCCUGGCCACCUAGAUCUCAUGGAAAAGAUCCUUCUUCAGCACUCACAGAGAGCUAUUAAACAGAAUAAAGGAAAUAGACCUGGAAAAGUGCCCUUUCUGAAAGAGGCAACAGAAAGCUUUGAAAAGACUCCCUUCAAGCUACUGGGUCCUCUUCCUUGGGAUUACCAAUAUGCUACCCAGCUACCAAAAGAAGAGUGGAAAUCCCAAGAGAAGUCACCAAAAAACACAGCUUUAAAGAAAAAGGGCACCAGUUUUUCCAUGAACCCUUGUGAAAGCAAUCAUGCAAUAGCAGCAAUAAAUGAGGGACAAGAUAGGCCUCAAAGAGAAGCCACUUGGACAAAGCAAGGAGGGACUGAAAUGUUAUGCUCUCAAGACUCCCCUGUCUUGAAACGCCAUCAAAGGGAAAUAACCCUUAGUAGUCUUCAGUCAGAGCAAGAAGAAACUGACUAUGAUGAUGUCGUCUCAAUUGAAAUGAGGAGGGAAGAUUUUGACAUUUAUGGUGAAGAUGAAAAUCAGGGUCCCCGCAGCUUUCAAAAGCGAACGCGACACUAUUUUAUUGCUGCAGUGGAGCGGCUCUGGGAUUAUGGGAUGAGUACAUCCCCCCCUAUUCUGAGAAACAGGGCUCAGGGUGGCAGUGUCUCUCAGUUCAAGAAGGUGGUUUUCCAGGAAUUUACUGAUGGCUCCUUUACUCAGCCCUUAUACCGUGGAGAACUAAAUGAACACUUGGGACUCUUGGGGCCAUAUAUAAGAGCAGAAGUUGAAGACAAUAUCAUGGUAACUUUCAAAAAUCAGGCCUCUCGGCCCUACUCCUUCUACUCUAGCCUUAUUUCUUAUGAGGAAGAUCAGCAACAAGGAACAGAACCUAGAAAAAACUUUGUCAAGCCCAAUGAAACUAAAACUUACCUUUGGAAAGUGCAACAUCACAUGGCACCCACUAAAGAUGAGUUUGAUUGCAAAGCCUGGGCUUAUUUUUCUGAUGUUGAUCUGGAAAAAGAUGUGCACUCUGGCUUGAUUGGACCCAUUCUGAUCUGCCACACUAAUACACUGAACCCUGCUCAUGGGAGACAAGUGACAGUGCAGGAAUUUGCUCUGUUUUUUACUAUCUUUGAUGAGACCAAGAGCUGGUACUUCACUGAAAAUUUGGAAAGGAACUGCAGGGCUCCCUGUAAUAUCCAGAUGGAGGACCCCACUUUUAAAGAGAAUUAUCGCUUCCAUGCAAUCAAUGGCUAUGUGAUGGAUACAUUACCUGGCUUAGUAAUGGCUCAGGACCAAAGGAUCAGAUGGUAUCUGCUCAGCAUGGGCAACAAUGAAAAUAUCCAUUCUAUCCAUUUCAGUGGACAUGUGUUCACUGUACGGAAAAAAGAGGAGUAUAAAAUGGCAGUGUACAACCUCUAUCCAGGCAUUUUUGAGACGGUGGAAAUGCUCCCAUCCAAAGCUGGAAUUUGGCGGGUAGAAUGCCUUAUUGGCGAGCACCUUCAUGCUGGGAUGAGCACUCUUUUUCUGGUGUACAGCAAGAAGUGCCAGACUCCCCUGGGAAUGGCUUCUGGACGCAUCAAAGAUUUUCAGAUUACAGCUUCAGGACAAUAUGGACAGUGGGCCCCAAAGCUGGCCAGACUUCAUUAUUCUGGACCAAUCAAUGCAUGGAGCACCAAGGAGCCCUUUUCCUGGAUCAAGGUGGAUCUGUUGGCACCAGUGAUUGUUCAUGGCAUCAAGACCCAGGGUGCCCGUCAGAAGUUCUCCAGCCUCUACAUCUCUCAGUUUAUCAUCAUGUAUAGUCUUGAUGGGAAGAAGUGGCAGACUUAUCGAGGGAAUUCCACUGGGACCUUAAUGGUCUUCUUCGGCAAUGUGGACUCAUCUGGUAUAAAACACAACAUUUUUAACCCUCCAAUUAUUGCUCGGUACAUCCGUUUGCACCCAACUCAUUAUAGCAUCCGCAGCACUCUUCGCAUGGAGUUGAUGGGCUGUGACUUAAACAGUUGCAGCAUGCCGUUGGGAAUGGAGAGUAAAGCAAUAUCAGAUUCACAGAUUACUGCCUCAUCCUACUUCACCAGUAUGUUUGCCACCUGGUUGCCUUCACAAGCCCGCCUUUACCUCCAAGGGAGGGCUAAUGCCUGGAGACCUCAGGUGAAUAAUCCAAAAGAGUGGCUGCAAGUGGACUUCCAGAAGACAAUGAAAGUCACAGGAAUAACCACGCAAGGAGCAAAAUCUCUCCUCACCAACAUGUAUGUGAAGGAGUUCCUCAUUUCCAGCAGUCAAGAUGGCCGUCGCUGGGCUCUCUUUUUCCAGAACGGCAAAGUAAAGGUUUUUCAGGGAAAUCAAGACUCCUUCACCGCCGUGGUGCACUCCCUGGAUCCACCACUGCUGACUCGCUACCUUAGAAUUCACCCCCAGAGCUGGGCGCAGCACAUCGCCCUGAGGCUGGAGGUUCUGGGCUGUGAAGCGCAGCAGCUCUACUAGGGGUGGCCCUGCAGCUCGGGCCAGUCCCAUCGCCGCUCCGUCCUCGGCUGUAGGCCAUCCCCCCACGCAGGGCCCGGCCUCCAGGUGACCUCCUGCCCCACACCGGCCACGGCGCCGUCAGUUUUCUAAGUAUUUAACCUGUACAGUUCUGGCAGACACUGCCCUGAAGCUUCCCACAUUAAUUGUCCUUAAUCCCGUGUUUCUGGAGGGCGUUGCGUGCCAUUUAACUCCUGCCCAUUUUCUGCAGCUGCAGUCAGUGCAGCUGGUCCCUCCUUCCUGUGGAACUAGGCAAAAGGAGCUGGGGAGAAACCCGCGUGGAAAGCGUCCUUCCCUGAAAAAUCAGGUCUCACAGAGCCACCAUUUCCUCUGUUGUACAAAAACAAUGUGUUUUAAAGUUGGCGUGAUGUGAACGUUUCCGAUUAAGCUUUAUACAUUUAAAAUAAAACUCUCACUUUAUUAUCCUGGUCAAACAUGGAACAAAACAUGUUUUGAGAUCAUGUCAACACGACCUUGAAGUCAAAAUGCACGUCAGUUUGACAGUCUGUGAAAUGGAGAUAAAAGAACGACCACAUUAAAAUUUAUUUUUGCCACCUUAUAGGUAGAUAUAAUUAUCUUAUUUAGUCAUCUUGGGACAUUGUUACCUCAAAAACUAGUAUUCUUAAACUGAGGCUCUUAGGUGAGGUUCAGAAGCCCCUAAGUCCCCUGAAAUGAUAUACAACAUUCUGCAUGAAUGCAUGUGUGCAUUUUCCUGACAAGAGCGUCCACAGAUUUAACAAGAUUUUUAAAGGGGAGUUCAAUUUAUUCUCAGAAAGAUGCAGAAAUAAAGCCAUUUGGUCUUAAUUCUAACCAACAUAAAAAUAGGUCAGGGGUAUGGAAUUAUUGGGAAGCUUCAAAUAAAAUGACAAUGUCCUCUUGAAAUUUGUGGUGGCCGAGAAAGGUAAUGAUGACAAUAGGCUUCCAGAGGACAUAUUUUUAAUAUUUCUGUGGAAAAAUGAGAAAACUACAUGGCUGUCUUUAUAAGAGAUACAAGUUUUGUAAUUCUAAUAAAGCACUUAUUUUAUUGCAUCCUUCACCUAAUCCUGCUGAAACGACAUAACAAAAAUGUACCAGGGAUCAUUUUUUACCAUGACUGAAAACGAGAGUCCCACUUACAUAGCGGAAAUAUCAAAGAGUCAGAAGAAAAUUGAACUGGCAAAAACAGAGAAAAAACAUCCCAGCCUGCCACGUCCACCACGCGAGAGGAGCCCACACCUCGCCCCACCCCCAUAACGUUGUGACAGGUUUACCGCUCCUUCCAUCCGCCUGUCCCCUGCACUGUGACUACACAAACAUCUCCUGAUGGUAAAGGGGACUAGAGGAAAGGAUAAGCCAUAGAGCAGUUGGACGAAGCAUCCAAAGUUUGCAACCCCGAGCGAUUUGAAAACAGGAGUUCCUAGUAUAAGAGAAAAAUGUAUCCCAGUCCCAGAAAAGGCAAGAGAAAGGCUGCUUUUUUUCCAUGCUAGAGCAUUUUCUAUUAAUCUUGCUUGACUCUGCUCUGCAGACACAACUGAUGAAGGUGCAAAUGAUUUAUAGUCCUAUAAAGUUCAGCAAGGUAAGAGGUUAACUUAAGAAAUCAGUAAGUUGUUUUGUCAUAUAGCCUGAUACAGGAGUUAACCCCAAAGAUGGUAUGGUCUCAUUUCCUGUAAAACGUUCCACUCUUAUGUCUAACCUAAUAAUUUUUUUUUUUUGCAUUCUUUUCUCAUAGACUAUAUCCAUCUCUAUUUCUCGAAUGUUCUUGGAACCAGCUCUUUUGUCUUCCUGCUGUUUUCCUCAGU